Molecule: messenger RNA, 1934 nt
Organism: Momordica charantia (bitter melon)
Lineage: Eukaryota; Viridiplantae; Streptophyta; Magnoliopsida; Cucurbitales; Cucurbitaceae
Gene: ACR1
Product: ACT domain repeat 1
Source: RefSeq, a predicted model, not a curated record
CCGCAGUUGUGUAUUACAAAAGACAAGACAAGACAGGUGGGUCAAGUCUGUUGUUGCCGCCAAAGUUCGGUGUAUCCUAAUCAUAGUAAAUAGCAACCCAACCCCUCUCUCAACCCACAAUUCUUCUUCUUCUUCUUCUUCUUCUUCUUCUUCUUCUUCUUCUUAUUAUUAUUAUUUUUGUGUGUCUUUUGAUUCGGUUUCUCCGUCGCCACUUCCAAAACCUCGCCCCCCAUGACACUAUUAUUAUUAUUAUUAUGCCGUCGGAGAUUUGGGAAUUGAAGGCAAUUGAAGAUCGUGGAAACUAUGUAUCAGCUGCCUUACGUGCGGGAUCCCCAGUUGGAAUUACUCAUCGAAAGAAUUUACCCGCCGAGAGUUUGCAUAGACAACGAUACCUUUCAAGAUUGCACCCUCGUGAAGGUUGACAGUGCGAACAAACAUGGAAUUCUACUUGAGAUGGUGCAGGUUUUGACAGAUCUCGACCUCGUUAUUUCCAAAUCUUACAUUUCUUCCGACGGUGGAUGGCUCAUGGACGUUUUCCACGUGACUGAUCAGCUCGGCAAUAAAGUCACAGAUGAAAGUCUCAUCCAUUACAUUCAACAGGCCUUGUGCGUCAGUAGGAGUAGGAGAGAAGGGUCAUCAAAAACAGCAAGAACAUGCAUGGGAAGAGAAGUGUUGCCUCGUCACAUGGCAUCGGAGCAGACCGCGGUGGAGAUCAUUGGGACCGAUCGGCCAGGUCUCUUGUCGGAGAUAUUCGCCGUGUUGGUCGAUCUCGGCUGCAACAUCACCGCCGCGGUCGCUUGGACGCAUCAUAAAGCGGCAGCCUCCAUUGUCUACAUCGAAGAAGGUUGGAAGGGUGGACCCAUAAAGGACCCAAAACGGCUGGCCCAUGUGCAGGACCAACUUGAGAACGUGGUUGACGCCCAUAAUGGACUGGGCGAGACGAGCAGCGUGAGGUUGACGGCUCCAUCGGCCGGACGCACCCACACCGAGCGGCGGCUCCACCAGCUGAUGUAUGCCAAUGGCGACUACAAGCAGUGUUGUUGUCGCGACGAUGGCAAAAUAUGUAAAAAGGGUUGCACUCGAACGCAUGUAGGAAUAGAGAGUUGCAAGGAGAAAGGAUAUUCGGUUAUCAAUAUCAAAAGCCGGGACCGCCCAAAGCUGUUGUUCGACACGGUUUGCGCUCUUACCGACUUGCAGUACGUGGUGUUUCAUGCUGCAGUAAGUUCGAAGGGCAUUGUAGCUGAUCAGGAGUAUUUUAUUCGGCAUAAAGGUGGCUGCAUGUUAGAUACAGACAGUGAAAGGAACAAGCUUUCGUGGGCCUUGGUUGCAGCCAUAGAAAGAAGGGUUUCACAUGGGUUGAGGCUGCAACUUUGCACUCUGAACCGAAUGGGACUGCUAUCAGACAUCACAAGGAUAUUCCGUGAGAACGGCCUGUCGAUCUCGACAAUUGACGUCGGAACCAAUGGCGAGAGAGCAGUUGGGUCCUUCUUCGUCACGGAUGCGUCGGGGCACAGUGUGGAUCCACAGAGAGUGGAGUUGGUGAUCAAGGAGAUUGGAGGAUCAGUUGCUUUAAUUCAAGAGGCUUCGAAAUUGGCUGCUCAAGCCUCCUCCUCCUCAGCUUCAAGACCAAUUCAGGGGAUCAAAGAUGCAAGAGUUGAAGAUAAGCCAAGAUUUUCAUUGGGUAGCUUACUGUGGUCUCAGCUGGGACGCCUUUCCAGUAACUUUGGCUCUAUAUGAUCAUAAGGGAGGGCAUCCUAAUGUUGGACGUAUGUCUUGUAAAUAAGAUAGCACAGAAGCAUAGUAAGGUUAUUCGCUAGUGACAAUAAAGAUUAGUCGUGAACUAUCUCCUCUAGCCAAUACAACAAGGCUUUCUUAUUUGAAUGGUAUAUAGGGAAAAUGGAAUUAAUUAAUGAUUCAAUGUUCCAAAUUUGCAA